Messenger RNA from Lineus longissimus, 6081 nucleotides. Its product is annotated as echinoderm microtubule-associated protein-like 6. The record is from RefSeq and is a predicted model, not a curated record. Lineage: Eukaryota; Metazoa; Nemertea; Pilidiophora; Heteronemertea; Lineidae. The transcript has 32 exons. Bases 72 to 5966 code for a protein of 1964 amino acids. Gene Ontology annotation, molecular function: microtubule binding.
UGCCAGUCAAGAAUAAUUUCCCAAACUGUCCAAACAUUUUCCGUCCAUUCUGAGUUAAAAACAACUGCAAAAUGACUGAAAAGACGGCACCUAGAAGCCAACUUCGUUUAGAAUGGGUGUACGGAUACAGGGGACACCAGUGCCGUAAUAACCUGUACUACACGGCGGCGAAGGAGGUGGUCUAUUUCGUAGCCGGUGUUGGAGUUGUUUACAACAGCAAUGAUGGGAAGCAGAAAUUCUACCUGGGCCAUGACGAUGAUAUUGUCAGUUUGGCAUUGCAUCCGGAGCGCACCCUUGUGGCCACAGGACAGGUUGGAAAGAAGCCCUAUAUCUGUGUGUGGGAUUCACUAUCCAUGCAGACUCUGUCCAUUUUGAAAGAUGGCCAUGAGGCCGGAGUUGGGGCACUGUCAUUUGAGAAAAAUGGAAUGAGGCUUGUUAGUGUAGGACUUGACCAAAAAUGCACCAUCAAUGUGUGGGACUGGAGAAAGGGGAAAAUCAUUGCCACAACUAUUGGACAUACAGACAGGGUCUUUGAUGUCCAAUUCAACCCUUACAAGGAGAACUCUAUUGCAAGUUGUGGUGUGAAGCACAUCAAGUUCUGGACACUGUGCGGUAAUGCCCUGACUGCCAAGAAGGGUGUCUUUGGAAAGGUUGGAGAGAUCCAGACCCAGCUGUGUUUGGCCUUUGGUCCUGAUGAUAUGGCAUACUCUGGAACGUUGAGUGGAGAUAUCUACUGCUGGAAGGAAAACACCCUGAUGAGGGUUGUUGGAGGUGCUCAUGCUGGAAGUAUCUUCACAAUGGAAGCCACAGACGAAGGUUAUGCGACUGGUGGCAAAGACGGGACGAUAAAACUCUGGGACUCUGAUUUCAAACAGCUGACUAAUGUAGAUCUGACCGAGACAGAACAAGGUUACAAAGGUCUGAUUGUAAGAAGUGUUUGCUGGAGAGGAGAGAAGAUCCUCUGUGGGACACAGGACAGUGAGAUAUUUGAAAUUGGCGUCCGGGAGCGAGAGAAGCCUGUGUGCCUGGUCCAGGGACAUGCUGAAGGGGAACUCUGGGCUCUAGCAGUUCACAGCAAGAAACCUAUAUUUGCGACUGGGAGCGAUGAUCAUACGCUGAGGUUGUGGCACAUGGGUGACAAGGCACCUCUCUCAAGAACGACACUUGACCACAACAUCAGAUCCUGUGCCUUCAGUGAGGAUGGACUACAUGUGGCAGCCGGCUUGGCUGAUGGAUCAUUCACUGUAUUGAAAACAAAGGACUUGUCCGAGAUCAUCCACAUCAAGGACAGGAAGGAGGUCAUUCACGAGAUGAAAUACUCUCCUGACGGAAAGCUUCUUGCUGUUGGCUCCAAUGAUAAUUUUGUUGACAUCUAUGCUGUUGGUCAGAUGUACAAGAAGGUCAGCCAGUGCACGGGAAACUCAAGCUUCAUCACUCACUUGGAUUGGUCUGAGGACAGCAAGUUUAUACAGACAAACAGUGGAGCUGGGGAGAGGCUGUUCUACAGGAUGCCAACUGGCAAACAAGUAACUGCUAAAGAGGAAAUCAGGAACAUCCGUUGGCAGACUUGGACCGGUGUCCUUGGUCCCGAGGUCAAUGGAAUCUGGGAGAAGUACACCGAUACGAAUGACAUCAAUGCUACAGAUGCUUUCUUUGGAAGUGAAUGCAUCGUCACUGGAGACGAUUUCGGACUUGUCAAACUGUUCAAGUUUCCGUCAUUGAAGAAAGGUGCCAAAUUCAGGAAGUACGUUGGACAUUCAGCCCACGUGACCAAUGCGCGCUUCUCCCAUGACAAGCAACGAGUCAUCACAACUGGUGGUGGCGAUCAUGCCGUCUUCCAGUGGCGGUUCGUCCCAGAAGGAAUGGCAGGGGACGAUGAUGGUCAAGCUAUCGGAACGAAUGCCUAUGUGGACUCAAACAGUGAAGAUAGUGACUCUGAUGUUUCUGAUGUCGGUGAGUUGGACUCUGACCUGGAGGCAGAGAAACAGAAGAACUAUGAUCGAGACGUUUAUAAGGAGGACAUGAAGGUGUUGAAAAAGUCCAUGAAGAGCGAGAUGCGAGCUGGGCAGAAGAGGAACUCACCGCCAGAUAGUGGACUCAAGCUGGAGUUCGUUCAUGGGUAUCGAGGAUACGACUGCCGAAACAACCUCUUCUAUACUCAGAACGGAGACAUUGUCUACCAUGUCGCAGCUGUUGGCAUCGUCUACAACAGAGAAAGCCACUCACAGAAAUUCUACCUCGAGCAUACUGAUGACAUCCUCUGUUUGUGCAUCCAUCCGACCCGUGAUCUGAUUGCCACCGGGCAGGUUGGGCGAGACCCGUCUGCCCAUAUCUGGGACCUUACCACCAUGAAGACAGUCUCGAUACUGAAAGGGGAACACCAGCGUGGGAUCUGUGCUGUGGAUUUCUCAGCUGAUGGUCGAAAGCUUGCAAGUGUUGGUUUGGACGACAACCAUGUAAUUGUUGUGUGGGACUGGAAGAAGGGAGAGAAACUGGCCACGACUCGAGGUCACAAGGACAAGAUCUUCGUGAUAAAGUGGAAUCCGUAUGACCUGAACAGGCUCAUCACAGUCGGGGUCAGACACAUCAAGUUCUGGACUCAGACAGGUGGUGGUUUCACAUCCAAUCGUGGCACAUUUGGCAAUGUUGCCAAGCUAGACACCAUGCUGUGCCUCGCCUUUGGCAAAGAUGCCGAUACGUGCUACACAGGUGGCGCUAAUGGUGAAGUCUACGUGUGGCAGGGAAAUGUGGUCGCCAGGACUGUCAAGGCUCAUGAAGGACCUUGUUUUGCCAUGCACUCCUUGGAUAAGGGUUUUGUCACAGGAGGAAAAGACGGCAUUGUUGGCCUGUGGGACGAACCUUUCGAGAAGUGCCUGAAGACCUACAGCAUCAAGAGAUCUUCCCUUGCCCCGGGCAGCAGGGGCACCUUGGUUGUGGACAGUCCUUCAAUCAGGGCAGUCGUUCUUGGCCAUGGUCACAUCCUAGUGGGGACAACCAACAGCGAGAUAUUAGAGAUUGCCAAGACUGGGCCAAUGAAUGUCCUUGUUCAGGGCCAUCAAGAGCUAGAACUGUGGGGUCUGGACACCCACCCUAGCAAGGCAAUCUGCGCCACUGUCAGCGAUGACAAGAGUUUGAGAAUCUGGGACCUUGGCCCAGAACACAAGAUGCUCAACUGCAAAGUGAUGAAGAAGCCAGGACGCGCUGUUGGAUUCUCCCCUGAUGGAAAGGUCAUCGCUGUCGGACUUAACGAUGGUAGCUUUGUCGUGGUCAAUGCUGACACCUUGGAAGAUAUCGUCCAAUUCCACCACAGGAAGGAGAUGAUCUCUGAUAUCAAGUUCUCACCUGAUUUGGGAAAGUAUCUUGCCGUUGGCUCCCAUGACAACUUUGUUGACAUCUACAAUGUGUUGAGCAGUAAGAGGGUUGGUGUGUGUAAGGGCAGUUCCAGCUACAUCACACAUGUUGACUGGGAUGCAAAAGGCAAACUUUUGGUUUCAAAUUCUGGCGCCAAAGAGCAGCUGUUCUUCGAGGCUCCACGUGGCAAGAGGCAGACGAUACGGAAUGCAGAGCUUGAGAAGCAUCCGUUUGCAACCUGGACCGGCGUCCUUGGUCACACCUGCGAGGGAAUCUGGCCACCGAAGUGUGAUGUCACUGAUGUGAAUGCUGCAUCAGUUACCAAAGACAGACGUCUCAUUGCAACUGGGGAUGACUUCGGCUUCGUAAAACUGUUCAACUAUCCAGCAUUGGGAAAAUUUGCCAAAUUCAAGAAGUAUGUCGGACACAGUGCUCACGUCACCAAUGUGCGAUUCACCAGUGACGACCGAUAUCUGGUGUCUGUGGGCGGUGCGGAUACAGCACUGAUGGUGUGGUCACAUGUUGGUGUAGGCGAGAGGGCGUCUGCUCGUGGAGACAGUGAUGACUCCGAUAUGGAAUCAGAAGAGGAAGGAGGCUAUGACAGCGAUGUAUGUCGAGAGAAGGACAUGGACUACAGCAAGAAGAUUUACGUCAACCCGGUGAGGGAUACGAAUGGCAUCAAACCACACUUGCAGGAAAAUGAAGUUGAACAAAAACCGGCAGUGAGUCGGAAUGCGCCAGUGCCGCCGAAGGUGAAGAGGAGUGAUGGGGGUGCUGGUGAGAAGAAGAAGAGGACACAGCCUAUCACUGACCUAGUAUUGGAACAUGUGUUUGGCUACAGGGGAUUCGACUGCAGGAACAACAUGCACUAUAUCAACGAUGGGGCUGACAUCGUCUACCACGCAGCCGGUGCCUGUAUUGUACAGAAUUUAGCAAAUGGCACUCAAAGUUUCUACACCGAGCACACCGAUGACAUCAUCUGCCUGACUGUCAACAGACAUCCCAAGUUCAAGAACGUCAUCGCAACGGGCCAGAUUGGCAAAACUCCAGCCGUGAAUAUCUGGGAUGCGACAAGCAAGCAGACGCUGUCCAUCGUGCAGGGCUUCCAUACCAAGGGUGUUUGUGCCGUAAACUUCUCCUGCAGCGGCAAACUGCUGCUGACAGUUGGCAUUGAUGAUGAUAACUCCGUUGCUGUGUGGAGAUGGCAGGAAGGUGCCAAAGUGUCGUCAGCUCCAGGAAACACAAGCAGAAUAUUCCACGCAGAAUUCCGUCCCGACUCGGACAGCCAUUUCGUUACAGUUGGCGUCCAACAUGUCAAGUUUUGGACAGUUGCCGGCAGUACACUUGUCGGGAAGAAGGGAGUGAUUGGUGAGGUUGUGACAGCCAGUGGAGACCCAGCAAAGAUGCAGACAAUGCUGUGUGUUGCUUUUGGAGCAAACAAUGUGACAUUUACUGGUGCCAUGAGUGGAGAUGUGUAUCUGUGGAAAGACAACACGUUAGCCCGAGUCAUCCACAAGGUGCACACUGGGCCGGUCUUCUGCUUGUACACGACACUCCGUGACGGCCUUAUCGUGUCGGGCGGGAAGGAGCGCAGGAGCAAGGACGGUGGCCCGGUGAAGCUAUGGGAUCAGGAGAUGAAGAGAUGCAGGGCCUUCAAUAUUGACACCAAGGAUGACAUCACUGUGGUCAAGAGCGUGUGCAGGGAAAAGGGUAAGAUCCUAGUAGGAACCAAGGAUAGUGAUCUGUAUGAGAUCGGAGAGAAGAAUGGUACAUGCAAGGCUCUGGUGCAUGGCCACAGCGAGGGUGAACUCUGGGGCCUGGCUGUCCACCCCACGAUGGAGCGGUGUGUGACGGCCAGUGAUGAUGGUACCAUGAGGAUUUGGGAUCUAACAACGAAGGCAAUGUUGCACAGUCUGAGGGUUGGGCCAGCACGAUCAGCUCACUACAGCUCUGACGGUGAAUACCUGGCGAUCGGGUUGAAGAAUGGCGAAUUCCUCCUUCUCAAUGCUAACAACCUCAAGCUGAUCAGUAAGAAGAGGGACAGGAACAAGUCCAUCGCAGACAUCAGAUUCAGCCCCAACAAUAAGUACCUUGCGGUGGGCUCUGAGGACCAGUGUGUGGACUUUUACGACAUAUCCCAGGGUCCUCCGCUAAACCGUGUCGGUUACUGCAAGGGCAUACCAAGCUUCGUCAUCAUGAUGGACUUCUCUGCAGACAGCCAGUUCAUCAGAGUGAGCACUGGGGCAUAUGUUAACCAUGUGUUCCAAGUGCCGAGUGGAAACCCUGUGACAGAUGCAGCCAAAAUCAAGAAGAUCACCUGGGAAUCAUGGACAAGUGUCCUUGGCAGUGAGGUUGUUGGUAUCUGGCCUAGAGGGGCCGGCCAGGCAGACGUCAACUGUGCCAACCUUGCUCACUCCUGCAAUGCCUUCGUGACUGGUGAUGACAGUGGCCUUGUGAAACUCUUCCAGUUCCCGUGUCCAGAUAAAUAUGCCAAACACAAGACGUUUGUUGGCCACGCAGCUCAUGUGACAAAUGCCCGAUUCACGUUCAACGACCGAUAUCUCAUUACUACUGGAGGAGAUGAUUGUUGCGUCUUCGUUUGGAGGUGCAAAUAAACCCAUGAACUGCCAUAACGGUGCUGACCACAUAUUACCAAACAACUUCAUCAAAUCUUAUUGUAAACAUCACCACUAUCAACUAGGCCAUCGUGACAAUUCCAACACCUACAAU